CAGCAAAAACCCUUCCCGUCCACUCCAGGACCAACCAUGCGCCACCUCUUCCGUUUCGCCGCCGUCGCUCGACGCGAGAACCUUGUCUUCCUCCUCCGCAGGUACAGGUCACCGAAGCCAGCCACGGCACCGUCACCGCCAACCCCUCCGAAGCCUCCAAAGAAGCCGCAGAAGUUCAGCUUCCACGGCAUCACGUGGGAGGACCCAUACAGCUGGAUGUCGAACCUGAACGACAAGGUUGCGAUGAGGCACAUGGAUGUUUGCAUGGAGCAAGAGGAGAAGUACACCGAAGCCGUCAUGUCCGACUCCGAGAAACUUCAGAACAAGCUGCAGUUUGAGAUGGCUUCGCGAAUUCCCUUCGACCUCUCCACUCCCCCUCUACGAUGGGGCCCUUGGUUGUACUAUCGUCGUGUUGAGGAAGGGAAACAGUACCCUGUGCUGUGCAGAAGGUUGGCCAGCUUGAAUGACGAGUUCAUUUCGCAUAAGUAUCCUCCUGCUGGGUUUGAUUUUGCCUCUGGCAAGAGAAUUGAACAAAAGCUUAUUGAUUACAACCAAGAAGCAGAGAGAUUUGGAGGUUUCGCUUAUGAGGAAUUGUCUGAAGUUUCGCCGAACCAUCAGUUUAUUGCUUACACCAUGUAUGAUAAAGACAAUGACUACUUUAAGUUGUCUGUGAGAAAUUUGAACUCGGGUUCCUUGUGUAGUAAGCCUCAGGUAGAUCGGGUUUCAAACUUGGCAUGGGCCAAAGAUGGUCAGGCAUUGCUUUACGUUGUAACAGAUCAGAAGAAAAGGCCAUAUCGGAUCUACUGCAGUCUGAUUGGAUCAACUGAUGAUGAUGCUUUGCUUUUGGAAGAAUCAGAUGAAAAUGUUCACAUUAAUAUACGCAGCACAAAAGACUUCAGAUUUGUGACUGUAAAUACAUUCACUACCACUUCUUCAAAGGUCUUUCUGAUAAAUGCAGCUGAUCCAUUAUCCGGCUUGAAACUAGUUUGGGAGUGCCCUUCUCUAGCUCAUUGCAUAAUUGAGCAUCACCAAGGUUACCUUUAUUUAUUUACAGAUGCUCCAAGAGCUGGGCAAUCAAUUGAUUAUCAUUAUCUUCUCUGUAGUCCAGUGAAUGAUCCAUCAAAUCCAAGAAAAUGGGAGGAGGUAUUUCUCAAUGAUGAAGAUUUGAUUGUUGAGGAUGUUGAUUUUAGUGACAAAUACUUAGCACUGAUUUUAAGGGAAGGUUGUAAUUUUCGACUUUGUUCGGUUAAACUGCCACUGUCAACUGGGAAGGGGGCAGUUAAACUCAGGAAGUUGGAUAUACGGUACUUGUCUCUUCCAAAACAUGUUUGCCAAAUUUCCCCUGGACCAAAUUAUGACUUCUACUCGUCAGUCAUGCGGUUUAUAAUAUCGUCACCUGUGAUGCCAGAUGCUGUGGUUGAUUAUGAGCUGACAACUGGUAGGUGGAACAUUAUUCAGCAGCAAAAUAUGCUUCAUGAAAGAACACGAAUACUUUAUGGAGCAAAUUCUGCAAGUGUCACCCUAGACAAUGCAAAUUCAAAAUGUUCCGGUCCUGUGAAUUCAAAGUUGGAAGAUAGCCAGUCAUGGAAUGAAUUGUCUGAAUUUUAUGCCUGUGAACAAUUUGAUGUCCCUUCAGCUGAUGGGGUGAAGGUUCCUUUGACUAUUGUUUUUUCUCGUAGUAAUAAGCCAGAGGAUAAAACACCUGGGAUAUUGCAUGGACAUGGAACUUAUGGUGAGUUACUUGAUAAAAGGUGGCGCAGUGAACUAAAAAGCCUCCUAGAUCGAGGUUGGGUUGUUGCAUAUGCUGAUGUCAGAGGUGGCGGUGGUCAUGGUAAAAAAUGGCAUCAUGAAGGGAGACGUACAAAGAAACACAAUUCAAUCAAUGAUUAUAUUUCCUGUGCCAAGUUCCUCAUUGAAACAGAUAUUGUGGAUGAAAAUAAAUUGGCAGGUUGGGGAUAUAGCGCCGGAGGACUCUUGGUUGCUUCUGCCAUUAAUCAACAUCCAGAUUUAUUCCGUGCUGCAGUCUUAAAGGUUCCAUUUUUAGAUCCUACCAACACUCUUCUGUAUCCUGUCCUACCACUUAUAGCGGCUGAUUAUGAAGAGUUUGGCUACCCUGGGGACCCUAACGAUUUUCUUGCAAUUCGAGACUACUCUCCAUAUGAUAAUAUUCAAAAGGAUGUUCUUUAUCCAGCUGUGUUAGUAAACUCGUCUUUCAAUACAAGAUUUGGUGUAUGGGAAGCUGCAAAAUGGGUUGCACGAGUUCGUGAUCAUACUAUAUAUGAUCCGAAGCGGCCAAUAUUACUGAAUUUGACCACAGAUUUAGUGGAGGAAAACCGUUAUUUGCAGUCUAAGGAGUCAGCAUUAGAGGCUGCAUUUCUUAUCAAAAUGAUGGAUUCUUAGAUAUGCCAACUGAUAUUAAAAAAGAGAAAUGGCAAAAUCAACCUCCAAUGAGAAGUUCAGCUGGUGAAACAUUUGCCUUCCAAUUUCCAAAUCCAAUGGAGAAAGCGACUUUCAUGCAACAAUUUGAAAGUUUAUUGCCUGUAAAUGUCACUGGUUUAUUGUUUCAUAACCAACAUGUAAUAAUUCUUAUAUGUCUUGACGACAAUGAAUAAUAGCAUAGUUAUCUCUUGUAUCAUUAAUCCAUGAC
This is a messenger RNA of Arachis stenosperma, 2647 nucleotides long. RefSeq lists its product as uncharacterized. The record is from RefSeq and is a predicted model, not a curated record. The coding region runs from base 37 to 2400 and encodes 787 amino acids. Gene Ontology annotation, biological process: proteolysis. Gene Ontology annotation, molecular function: serine-type endopeptidase activity. The transcript is spliced from 11 exons. Lineage: Eukaryota; Viridiplantae; Streptophyta; Magnoliopsida; Fabales; Fabaceae.